UUUCAAUUUAAGGAAACAAUAAAUAAUAAUGUAAUAAAUAAAUUAUUACAUUAUUUUAAUUGACAUCUGAAGAGAGAGAGGGUAUCGCGGAUUUCCCCUUCCGAAUCAUCAAAAAGCAUGUGUGUGAAGACAGGUGCCAGAGUUGGUUUUCGAACCAUUCUGUGUUGUCGCUCGUUAAACGUGCUUUCAAAUAGACACCCGUGAAAUUUCAAUUUUUGAAAAGCAAUUUUUUUUUUUUUUUUUUCGAAACUUGAACUCUCUUCUUUUCCAUCGUCAGUGCAACUUAUUUUUGAAUCUCGCCAAUUUAUCCUGCAAAAAAUUUAAUAUUUUUUAGAAAAAAAAAAAAUAGAUUUUCUUUCAAAAAAAAAAAAAGAGUGUUUUUUCUCCCUGAAAAAAAAAGAAAAAAAAUUAUUCAAAAUAAAUAAAGAAAAAAAACCCGAACGUCUAAAAAAUGGAGACGUUCGGGAAAAUAUUAUUAUUAUUAGUAAUUUCAAAAAGUCUUAUUUUUACUGAAGGAAAAACUGUCGAUUUAUUGACAUCGGCCGGUUUACCAUCAUCAAUUGAAGAUGAAGAAAUUCUUCGUAUAAUUGGACAAAAUAAAUCGCAAGGAUUUUCGGAAAAUUUCACAUUUGUUGAACUUGUUGAUAAUUUGAGAAAUUAUACGGAAAUAAUUGAGGAUAAUUUAUGGACAACAAAUAAUGAUAUUUACAAAACGAAUCCUUAUUACGAUGAUUUUAGCGAGGAGAUUGAUCAAGAGGCGCGAAGACUAUUGCAAAUUGUUCCAGCCUUUGAUCCCGGCGCUGGAGACGUUAGUCCUGAAUGUAAAAGACAAUCGAAUAUUUUUCACCGGGAAUUAAACAAAUUCAGUUUAUGGGCUCUUAAGAUGUACGAUGCAACGGCAAAAAUGCCAUCGGGACUUUUAAAUGGAAACGUUAAUCAAUUUGGCGAUUUUGACGAAUGUAUUGGAAUUGAGGGAAGCGAGGGAAUCCGAGGACAAUAUUGCCUAGCCUAUUUACAAUUGGAUUUCGAUCAAUCACGUCCUGAUCUCAAAUAUCUUCAUCGACUUCUUCAUUCGCAUUAUGCUUUCAGAAGUAAUUUUUCCGACCCAGGACAUCGGGUACCACGUUUUAGUACAAUAAAUUGGGCGAUAUGUACGCCAGCUGCGUGUUCACCUCAUGAUGUUGAAUCAUCUUUACGACAUGCAAUAACAAAUUAUGCAUCGCAAACUGGCUUUAAGAUUUCUGUUAAAGUCGAUCGUGAAAUGUGUCAAAUUCAACGAACCGAAUCAUAUACAAAGGAAACAAUUAUCGUGGGGCUUUUUUUCCUUGGAAUACUGGCAUUUUCAAUGAUGGCAGGAAUUUGUGAUCAUUAUGAUAUUCCAACGAAUAAUAUUGUACAAGCAUUUUCAUUGAAACAAAAUUUGGAAAAACUUUUUUCAACGAAUCGAUCGGAUGGUGAUAUAGGAACACUUCAUGGAAUUCGAGCGUUAAAUGCAUUAAUGUUGAUUGUCGCUCACAAAAGUAUGGCACUCUUUUUCAAUCCCUAUGCAAAUAGAACAGAAAUGUCAGAGUUUUUAGGAAAACCGUGGACUGUUUUGGGACGUGCCGCAAGUCUUUAUACAGAUCCAUUUAUAAUGAUAUCUGGAUUAUUGACGAGUUAUUCAUUUAUUGGACGAUUAAAUCGAAAUGGAAAACUCAAUAUUUCUAAUGAAUAUAUAUCAAGAUUAAUGAGAUUGGUUCCAACUCUUGGUGCUCUUAUAUUAUUCUGCACGUAUAUAAUGCCAUUCAUUGGAUCAGGACCACAAUGGAAUUUAGUUGUAACCCAUCAUGCAGAUAUUUGCAAAAAAACCUGGUGGAGAAAUUUUCUUUUUAUUCACAAUUAUUUUGGCUUUGAGAAUAUGUGUCUAACGCACACACAUCAUUUGGGAAUUGACACACAAUUAUUUGCAAUAUCGCCAUUAUUUAUUAUUUUACUUUAUAAAAAACCAAAAAUUGGAGCAAUAAUUUUAACAAUAAUUGCUGUAUUUUCAACAUUUUUACGUUAUUACGUAACGUAUUUUAGAAGAUUAAAUAAUUAUGUCUUUUUUGGAACAUCAAUUCGACAAUUGUUUGACACUGCAAAUUUGUCCUAUAUUCUCCCAUCUCACCGACUUACGGUUUAUAUUAUUGGAAUUUUCUUGGGUUAUUUGCUCAGAAAUUAUCCCAAAGGCUUCAAAUUAAAUCAGAAAUUUACUUACGUAGGAUGGACUUUGAGUAGUUUAUUAUGCCUGGCAGCUUUCAUUGGUCCGGCACCUAUGGGGGCCAUUGAUUAUAUUUACAAUCCUGUGCAUGCUGCGACUUAUAAUGCAUUUGCUCCAAUUGGAUGGUGUGCUCUCUUUGGAUGGUUGGCCUUUGUAUCACACACUGGAAAUACAAAUAGUUGGAUCAGUAAAUUAUUUGCCUGGAAAGGAUUUUUAAUAACAACACGAUUAAGUUAUGCAAUUUAUUUGACGCAAUUUCCAGUUUUCUUUUAUAAUGUCGGUCAAACAAGAACUGCCGAAAAUUAUGGUUUCUUUAGAAUGAUUUUAAGUUUCAAGGAAUUAUUGUGGAUUAUUUUUACGGCAGCUAUUUUAACUCUAUUCUUUGAUUUACCAUUUCAAAAUAUAAAAACAAUUCUUUUGAAGAAAUCGAAAUCAUCAAAAGCUGAAAAAUCAUCAAAAAUAGAAUAAAAUUAUAAUUCUAGAAUAUGCUUGAAUUUUAGUUUUUGAUUUGAAAUAUUUCUGGAAAAAUUCAGUUUUAAACAAAAAUCUAUUUUUUAGAAUUUAAAAAAAAGAAUUCCAAAAAAAAGAAGAGUGAUUUUCUGUAUUUUAAAACUGACGCUUAAGCUGUGCAUUUUUAUUACUUUUUAUAUAAUAAAUAGAAUGUUUAGUCUUUUUAGUUAAAUAAGAAUUAAAAAUUCUGGUUUUCUUUUUGAAUUCCAGUUUCAUGACUUUUGUAAAUAGUAUCCAUGACUUUAGAAGUCCGGAUUUAGGGAAGUGCAAAUGCUUGCCUUCAUAUACAAUGUAUAUGAUAGCUAAGAAAUUAUUUAUAUUCUUUGUAAUCGCUCAAUUUUUUUUUAUGAAUCCUGUAAAUAAUAUUAUAAUAAGUAGUACAUUAUUUCUAAGAAAACAAAAAAAAAAUUACUUUGUAUUUUGUAAAAAACUUGUGUACUUUAAAAGCGAAAUAACAUAUUCGCUUAAAAAAAAAUCCAUUUGUACAAAUUUCAGUUUUCAAAAAUAAAUAAUAAAACAAUAAAACGAAAAUGUGAAAAAAAUUUUUUUUAAUUAAAUUAAUGAAUAAAUUAAAAUUUUCUUUUA
This is a messenger RNA of Leptopilina boulardi, 3334 nucleotides long. Its product is annotated as O-acyltransferase like protein. The coding region runs from base 452 to 2707 and encodes 751 amino acids. Gene Ontology annotation, molecular function: acyltransferase activity, transferring groups other than amino-acyl groups. The transcript is spliced from 12 exons. The record is from RefSeq and is a predicted model, not a curated record. NCBI's taxonomy places the organism in Eukaryota, Metazoa, Arthropoda, Insecta, Hymenoptera, Figitidae.